This is a messenger RNA of Apis mellifera (honey bee), 2507 nucleotides long. RefSeq lists its product as uncharacterized. The transcript has 7 exons. NCBI's taxonomy places the organism in Eukaryota, Metazoa, Arthropoda, Insecta, Hymenoptera, Apidae. The record is from RefSeq and is a predicted model, not a curated record. Bases 859 to 2115 code for a protein of 418 amino acids.
AAGAGAGACGGAGAAAGGCUCGAGGAGAGUAGCAGUGGCGUGCGAGUCCAACACUCCAGUCACCGAUCGGAUGCACGAGUAGCCGGUCGUGCAACAAAGUGAUCGUGAAUUUCCGUGUCUUUGCUUCUCGAAAAAGUGUCUUACCGUGUUAUCUGGCCGCGAUUUGGACCAGGUUUUACAAAAGUGCGACGUGCGACGUUCUUCCAUUAGUGAAAUGUGCGCGGCGACGUUGUGCGGCUUGAUCAUGAUGUGAUGAUCAAAGGAGAGAACGUGACAAACUACGACCUGAUCGUUGGGAUUCAACGGACUGUGUUAACCGGAUCAACGUACUUGAGCGUCUAUUGACCUUUACUUAAAAAUUUGAAUAAAUAAAAAAAAGAAAGAAAGAAAGAAAAGAGAGAGAGAGAAAAAACAGAUAUUUCUAUCCGCUUAAAAAUAAAUUUAUUAUACUAAUCAAUUCUCAAGAAUUCUCUAAUAGAACGAUCUAUCCUAUUCGUUCGGUUAAACACAAAUAAAUUAAAGUAAAAAGUCAGAAGAGAAAGGAAAACAGUAUGCGUUCAAACGUAUCUGAAAUUCAAAUUACAUACAAGUUUUGAAAAAAAUUUACAUAAAAUAAAAGAAAGAAGGAAGGAAGAGGAAAGAGUUAAAUAAAAAAAAAAAAGAAAAGGAACCAGAUUGAGAAGAAAUCUUCUCUUCAAUGAAUGAUUUAUAUAUUGCUUUAAUAAAUAAAAAGGAAAGAAAGAAUUCAUGAGAGAGAAAAAAAUAAAUGAUUGAACGAAGAAGCAGGAAGGAACGGGUGUGUACAGUGAUGUAUUAGAACGCCUAAAAGAAAAAAGAAAAGAAAAAAAAAAAAAAAGUAUGGAGAACGCGGCGAUCGCACUCGACUCGACUGUUAGAAGUCAGGAUUCGAAUAAUUCAAAGAAUUCGAAGGACUCGAAGGACUCGAACGCAUCCGAUUCGAAGCCAGAAAGUUGCCUCGAGUCCAAACAUUCGAAGGAAAUCCUUAUUUCUGAGAAGCAACAACGGCAACAGCCCCGAACCGUGACAAGCACGACGGACGAUCGACAGAAGCUGAAGAACAAGGAGUCGAAGGAUGAAUCAACUAUUCUGAUGUUCACUUCUUGUGGCCAAUUGCUUUUAGGUGUAGUACUUGUAGUGUUUGGUAUCCUGGUAUUGGUCCAUGGCGCUGCAUUAGGAGGUUCCGGUGCAGGAUUGUGGGCAGGUGCGGGUGCACUUGCCGCAGGAGCGUUCGGUGUCGUAGCAACACUUGCAACGUCAACGAGCAAAACGAAUUCCAGCUUUUCCACGGCUCACCUUGCAGCGAGCCUCAUUGCCCUUGCCCUUUCGAAUAUGGCUGCAAUCACGGCCUUGACUGCUAUUGUCAGGGACUCCCAGAGAACACCGGAAGUGACCUUGCUCACUGUUCCGAAUGAAGAUGGAGACGCAGCAGAAGUAGAAGGUACCUGGGCAGGUAUAUUGGCUAGCAUUGGAUUAUUGGUAGCUAGUGUGGCCGAAUUAUUGGUUUCUGGUUACAUUUGCUUAACCUUAACCCCCAAACUAUGCGGAUGCCUUCGAGCAAACAAUGUCGACGAAAUUGCAAGCGACGGGCGACUGAAGACACGCAACAUGGUUCAUCAGUGGGUCACGGCGCAGAAUCAUGUGCCGAAGAAUCAACCGAUUUACGUAGUGCAGCCGAUGUUACCGAUACAUCCGAUGAUCCAGUCACCAUACGCAAUCUCUGGGGCACCUGCAAAAUUUCCUGGAGGAUUUGUGCCUACUGGACCUUUGCCAAUAGCUAGUCCAGCUUAUGGUGCCGUUCCUAUGUUACCGCAUAUGCCAUACGCUGCUCGUGCACCAUCACAAAUUAUUCGAUCAAAACAAAAACGCCACAUAACUGAAGAUACCAUGGAAAGAAAGAGGCAAACUGAAAGAAAAUCGGAAUCCCCGAAAAGAAUGUCUUCUAUAGGAGAAGAUCAAGUAGAUUUAGCUCAAACAUAUACAGGAUUGGAUAAAAAAAUCUCAGAAGAGUUCAUUUCAAUUGCCAUGGAUCCAGAAAGGAAAUCUAAAGCCUCCAGUAGUCAUGGCAGUGAAAUUGGUACCGCGAAAACUUCUUAAAAAUGUGAUGUUUUCAAAUUAUUUCGAGUUAUUUUUAUGAUCAAUGCAAAAAAAAUCCUUAUGCAUUUACGCAUGUAAAUGUAUAUAAUUUAGCAUUAAAAGAAAAGUUUUGUAUCAUUUGAAUAUAUAUAUAUACUAUAUAUAUGAAACAAUUUAAACACUCGAGGCUUUAUUUCUAUAAUUUUGUUGUAUUAAUUUACAUCAUUACUAGUAUUCACAAUACGCAUUGCAAUUUUAAUUGCUGUUGUAGAUAUUAAUUAUUCACUUUUCAUAAUUGGAAAUUAUAAUGAAAUUCUUGAAAUAAAAAAUAGAUAUAUAUGCUGUAUUUUUAAUUGUAUAAAAAUGAUUAUAUUUAAUGAGAUUUUAAAAAUUAAUAAAUUUAUUUAUUUCUU